Sclerotinia trifoliorum is the source of this 2144-nucleotide messenger RNA. Lineage: Eukaryota; Fungi; Ascomycota; Leotiomycetes; Helotiales; Sclerotiniaceae. The record is from the annotation of a GenBank genome assembly.
CUGUUUUUGUCAUGGACGACAAUGGGAUUUCUGAUAGAUCAUCUUAUCUUCGCCGAUCGCCCAUGAUCCCACAACAACUUGGUCAUCAUUCCAUGAAAUCAAUCAUGUGACUAGCUCUGUCUCCUGGCUGUCAAUUCAUUUAAGAGCCACAAAACUUCAUCGAUGAUCUUCAUUUAUUUGGCAGCAAUUCUGCAAAAGCGAUGAUAUCGAGAAUGGACAUGUUUUGAGUGACAAAGAUGUAGGAAGAUCCGAUGCUAAUGCCUUGACUGGAAACAAAUCAAUGGCAUACAAGACAGCAGUUGUUUUUAUGUAAAGUUGUCAAUGGCGCUCUUCCUUUUUCUCGCCUCGCAAGUAAAAAAGAAAGUCACCUGAUAAGCACUUUCUUCAUUCACAAUGUUUAGUUUCUACUUUCCAGUCAUUAGGGAAGCUAAGUCUUGCAAUGGGCUAAUCAUCCAAAGCCAAGAAAGAGCACCUUGGUGGUUAAUACAUCACAUUGUAACCCAGUCCACCAUUUAUGAUUCACGAUAUAUUUUGGAAAUCACGUUACAACCUUGUUGGCUCAAUAUUAUCAAGGUACUUAUAUCUUUACAAGGCGAGUAGAUUAUCUUUACUUCGCAUGCUUUUGGAUUCUUUUGGAUUUAUUAUCUCUAUUAUAUACUACGUUUCGUCCACUGUUCAACCCUCUCUCUACACCUCAAAACGGAAAUCAUGAAGAUUAUCGACCCAACCACCGAGGCAGAGGAGAGACAUGCGAAGUACCACCUCAGUAAACCUCUUGAGCGUCACAUAGAUCUCAAAAUAGGAAUGAUUUCCAAGUGGCCAAAUCAAAUAUUUGCCAUUGUACUGAAGAAACAUUGCAGUCAUAAGGAUUAUUAUGGUAUCAUUGAGCUUUUGCAUGAGUUGGAUGAAUCUGAACUUAGAUCAGUCUUGUGGAGAGGUUUGGCUUGCAGGAACCUCUCAGAGUAUCGUGAUAUACAAUAUCCACAAAUCGAGCGGAAACCCGAAACACAACUUACAACCGGCGAUCGAACUUUCCCUUCCUUCAACAGAUUACCAACCGAAAUUCGAUUAGACAUAUGGGAAUACAUGUUCGCAGAUGACCUUGUCCCGAAAGUUCAUCAUUUAAACAAUACCAACCGCAAUACUGGAAAAAUCACAGACUCAAUCACAUCACAUCUCCCAUUUUCAAACAUUGUACAAGUCUGCAAGGAAUCUCGAGAAUGGUAUCUCUCUCGAACACAAAAUACUUGGGCAUUUGGGACCUACAUCAAUUCUCGCAGCGAUAUCAUAUACCUUACCCAACAAGUUGAAGCAUCCAACAUCCUUUACGAUACUCUUCUAUCAAGCCUUCAGAUGACAAAAGUCAAAAACUUGGCAUUGCGCCGAACAUGUCUUACCGAUAAUCCUCAAAAAACCUUUAAUCACGUCGAGGCACACGCAUAUCUCCGGGAAAAGCUUCCAUCCUUGGAAAACAUUUACGUCAUCAUAAAUGAGAUUCGAGAUUCAAAUACCGUUGAUAGAGACAACGACAUCAAGUUUCAGCAUCUCUCAGCAAGGCAAAAAAGAAAGUGGGUAGACGUAGGAUAUGCGAGAUCAUGGUUGAAAUGGUUGAAUGGGAUAAUGAUGGAUAGGGGCUACAACAGUGUUAAUCAUCAUUUUGUUAUGGUUGGUACUAAGUGCACGGAUCCACUAUCUUCGGAAUAUGGAGAGAUAACUUUUGUGAGAAGGAUUCGUGAUGGAACUCUCGAACUCUUUUGAAUUAAUGAUAGAGGACAUUUGCUACGUGGCUUUUGAUUCAUAAGUACAUCUAGGAUGCUUUGGUCGGAGUUAUUGCUGGAAUCAUUGCGAGGGAUUGGGAUUGGGCUAGGUAUAUAGAUAUGAGUUUCAUCGUUUGCUCGCUUGCUUACUUAAGGAGCAAUAUCAUGUGUAUUGCUGGAUAUCACGGAGGUGUUGGAAGAUUGAAUGCAAAUUAUGGAUCUAAUAGAGUAGAUAGCGGGGAAGGGAUUAGAAAGGAAGGGCAGGCAUGUUAGCGGAGAAGUGUGCUCACGACUGGUUAGAAAUGCUUUCCAUCGAAGGAUAUUAUAUUUAGACGGGGCGUGGACUACCUGCAAGAGUAGUCUGUCACAUUCAUAGCCGAAUUAUAA